Messenger RNA from Nematolebias whitei (Rio pearlfish), 1619 nucleotides. It is a transcript of the gene oser1, whose product is annotated as oxidative stress responsive serine-rich 1. Gene Ontology annotation, biological process: cellular response to hydrogen peroxide. Lineage: Eukaryota; Metazoa; Chordata; Actinopteri; Cyprinodontiformes; Rivulidae. The coding region runs from base 359 to 1333 and encodes 324 amino acids. The transcript is spliced from 4 exons. The record is from RefSeq and is a predicted model, not a curated record.
UGUUGUUGCAGAGUCACUGCGACGGUUUGACUGUAAACAAGCAGCUGGACGGGAGGGAAAAGUCCUGAUUCUGUCCGGAACCUGUGGGCUCUCGGUGGCUCGGUUAAUCACAGCUGCGGUUGGUUCGUGAGCGGUUCUGUAGAAAGUCGUGGGCCGUGGAUGCGCCGCGUUCUCCCGGUUGUUGACUCGUGUUUUGGCGGAGCCUGUUAGCUAGCUGCUGUUAGCUAGCUGCUGUUAGCCUUUCUGGAAACACCCCGAGUCUUCUUCGGGCUCCUUUGACUCCGUCGUUCCUUCUUUCUCUGCUGAGACCCGGACAAGCCGAACCCUGGGGGGCUGGUCGGAGCAGCCUCCUCCCACCAUGGAGGCAGGAGGUAAAGACUGCGAGGAGGAGACGCUGCAGACGGCCUUCAAGAAGCUGAGGGUCGAUGCCGAGAGUUUACCCGGAGCGGUGAGCGUUUCGGAGGCGUCGACUCCCCGAGCAGCUUCCAGGGUUUGUGUGGACAGCAGCGGAGCCAAAACCAAACUGGGCUGCACGAAGGACACCUGGCACUGCUGCGUGAGGAAAACGAGAGGAGCUUCGUCUAGAAGCCAGCGACGCCGGCGGUCCAAGUCCCCCAUCCUCCACCCCCCGAAGUUCACCUACUGCAGCAACUCGGCCCUGUCGCCCCCUGCUGGCUGCCUGAAGCACCAGCGCCUGUCCCUGAGCGAGUCCGCAGGUGAUGAAGUACCUGCUUCCUCCGCGGGGCCCCCGGUCCAAACUGAGGCGCCGUCCUCAGCCACGCCCGGCUGCGUCUCCCCUCUGGUGUUUGGAGUUUGUCCCGGGUAUGGCGGCACCUCCGUACGAGAGACCACUACACCCGCGGCCUCCCCCAGGUGGGAUGGGGAGAGGUCCGGAGACGUGCAAAGUUCCCGGGACGGCGCCGAAGACUUCCGGUCUUUAUCCAAGCUCCACAGCUCUGCAGAGGGCCCCCCCUGCUCCUGCGCUCCGAGCGGGGCCUCAGAUCCCCGGGAGGAGGGCGGGCAGGAGUCCGGACCUCAGUGCAGCUGCCGGUCCCAUCAGGGCUGGAGCGGCAUGGAGGUGUACUCCUUCACCGGGCUCCGCAGCGUCAUCUCUGAGUGCGAGGGGAACCCGCCCAGCCACCGGGACGCACCCAGAACUGUCGGCGCUCACUCUCCCUCCUCCUCUUCGUCGUCAGGCUCGCCGCGCUCGUGCUCGGAGCAGGCGCGCUCCUACGUGGACGACAUCACGAUAGAAGACCUCUCCGGCUACAUGGAGUAUUACCUCUACAUCCCCAAGAAGAUGUCCCACAUGGCUGAGAUGAUGUACACCUGAAGGAGCCGUGCUUCUCCAACCAGAAAUAAAAUAAAGUCUUUCUGUUGCCGGGCGGAAUGUAGACGUUUAAAUGGAAUGUAAAGGUUCAAACGCCUUUUUCUUGUUCUAAAGCUGAGCGGAGCGCACGGUUUGUCGUUGAUCUGGAUCUUUCUUCUCGUGCUCGAUGAAUCAGUUUGUGUUGAAAUGCUGAAGUUUACAGAUGAAGUUGCCAAAGUUCUGAUGAGUGUCUGAACACGCAGCCUGGACUCACCUGUCUGGAUUUCACUCAAUAAACAAGUGGAAAAAG